Molecule: messenger RNA, 231 nt
Organism: Ilex paraguariensis (yerba mate)
Lineage: Eukaryota; Viridiplantae; Streptophyta; Magnoliopsida; Aquifoliales; Aquifoliaceae
Source: the annotation of a GenBank genome assembly
AUGCAGGCACACUUUGAGAACAUCCAAAGAAUAUCUGAUAUGACGACAUUGCCCCAUGCAAUGCUAUCUUUAAGUAGUCAAGUAGCAGAAGAGUUGGACGUUAUGAACCUGGCAGAGAGGCUAAUGAAAGGGAAGGGUCGGCCCAACACUCUUGCGUCAUCCGAGAGACUCGAGUUAUGGGAUAGACUCAAAAUAUUAAGCCCCUCUGUCAUGCAAUUACAAGAUCCAUAA